Messenger RNA from Candida dubliniensis CD36, 6603 nucleotides. It is a transcript of the gene BLM3, whose product is annotated as Blm3p. The transcript has a single exon. NCBI's taxonomy places the organism in Eukaryota, Fungi, Ascomycota, Pichiomycetes, Serinales, Debaryomycetaceae. Gene Ontology annotation, cellular component: nucleus; cytosol. Gene Ontology annotation, molecular function: peptidase activator activity; proteasome binding. The record is from RefSeq and is a predicted model, not a curated record. Gene Ontology annotation, biological process: proteasomal ubiquitin-independent protein catabolic process. Bases 1 to 6603 code for a protein of 2200 amino acids.
AUGCUGCCUAUCGAGAAGAAGACAAAGGUGGAUAAGGUGCCUAAAACUAAUGUGUCUGCUCCUGUUCCCCUAAAGCAUGUCCCACAUCCAGUUCCCAAGGUUGCUUCUCUGGACCAUCUCAAACAACAAAUCUUUGAACAGGAUGGACCAUUGAGGUCUUUGACUCCUAAUACAAUGGGCCAAGUGCAAAGACAUAUGGUAAGAAGACCAUCAUUUGGAACAAUUGUUACCACCAGGGAAAAGCAUUACAAUUUGGAUUAUCCAGAAGAUCCCGAGGAAUUGACUAAAUUACAACUUGAUCCUGCAUCAAGGUUUUAUGCCCGAUCCAAACCAAGAACUUUGAAUUUACCCAGCUUGUUACCAUAUAAAAUUGAAAGUCCACAAGACCAAGCUAAGUUUUUAAGUCACAUUGUGUCUCAUCUUUAUAUUGCAAUCAAAACAUUAGAUAUUCAAGGCUCACUUAGUGUUAGUGCCAAAGACUUGGCUGCCUUAAAAGACGUUAUUUCGGAUGUUGAUUUGGCUUUGGAAACAAACUUAUUUGAGAUGAACAAUGAACCAAGUUGCGAUGAAGGCAACGACGAAAGUAUUUCUGAUGAUUUUGAAAUUUCUGAUGACGAAGAGGAGGAAGAAGAAGAGGAAGAGGAAGAAGAGGACGAAGAAGAUCAAGGAGACAGAGAUGCUACUACUCAACAUAAGAAAUCGCCAAAGUCAGCUGCAGUUGUUGGUGUGAAGACUUGGUCACACGAAUUAAUGGUGUGGCUCAAAAUGAAAUACGAUAUGCCCAUUACAUUGAGAGUAAACUUGGCUAGAGUAUAUUAUGCAAUUUGUCUUUGCCGUGGUCAACAUGUGAAUUUGAAAACUUACAUUAGAAUUUUCGAGUUGUUGACAAAGGAUCAAUUGUUGUUGUACAGCCAUGGUUUGAGAUUACCAUGGGAAGAUUUGUGCCGAGAGUUAGAACUACAUUUUGCUGCCAUUGAUGUAGGGUUAACCAUAUUUGAAAAGAAAGAUCACAAGCAAUUGAUUAAACUUGCCAGCAGAGCCAACUAUUUCUUUGAGAGGGAUUGUUUACCAAAGAUUUACGAAAGAAUCGGCUCAUAUUUUGCUGUCAAUAGCUCUGCCUUGGUGAUGUCAUCUUUGUCACUUUUCCCUACGGUUUUCACACCUAAGGGUGUGGAGGAUGAAAAUGAUAUUCGUCAUUACAUCCAGUCGUUUUUCUAUAUGUGGGAAAAAUUGAAUAAAACCAAUGGAUUUGAUGUACAAAUAAGCUCUAGGUUAGGUAUUAUUGCCAUGUCUACUUUGUCAACAAUUAAUGACGAUAUCGAAACCAGAAAGUUUUUGAAGUUAGGGAAGUUUGGGAUUUUUACGGCAGAUCAGAUGCAGUAUAUGAUGAAUACAUUAAUCAAUAGUUUGAGUAUUAUGAUGGACAAAUAUUCUUCGAUGAAGUUGAAGUAUUUCCACGGAUUUGCCUCAACAAUUGUUUUCUCAAUGAUUGGAGACUCGGCUUUAGCCGAAGGAGGGAUUUUAAACCACUUGCGCACACUAGUUAAUGCAAUUGAAAGUUACAUUCAUCCGUCCAAUACUGGCGAUUGGACGAAACCAAUUUCAAAAAUGAUUUUGGCAUUGAUAUAUCAAUUUCAUAAAAGAUAUAAUUCAGAAGUGGAAAGUCGUGGCUUCUAUAAUAAUAUCCCAGAAGAAUUUAAACUCUCAAGAAACGUUGUCAAGGAAUUUGUUUCCAUAUUAUUGCCGAUUGUCAAAAUAGGCAUUCAGUCCAAGAAAGAAAAGGUUGGAAGCGAUUACAUAUCUGCUUUGCAGCUUUUAGCUUUCUUAGAGCCAGAGUAUGUUCUUGAGAAUACACUUUUAGAUAUCUAUGAGUCUAUGGAAGGGGUAAUAUCUACUCAUAGAGUGUCUACAGCCCUUAGCACCAUUGAAACAUUGUCGAGAUUUAUUGUAUCUACGCCGGUAUAUAGAGUUCAUGCUACGAGAAUAUUGCUGUUGGCUUUGCCUGGAAUCGACUCAAAUGAUUUAGAAAAAACAAUGCAAAGUUUAGAGGUAUUCACAUCUAUCGCCAACUAUGCACCCUUUUAUGACUUGACUAAUGGGGAAGGGGAUUCUAUGUUGGCAUUGGAAUUUACUCAAGGGCAUAUUGAUUAUUUGAAGAGAAAGAUUUACGAUGGUAACAUUGAAAGUUUCCAAGUCGAUGCCGAUUUAGAAGUUCAAGCAUUGAAAUCAUCAACAAGUGCAUUUAAGGAUUUGAUCAAGAGUUUAACCCAGCGAUUGACCUUGCUUUUGGAGAAUCUACCAGAUCCAGAAAUAAGCGUAGGUUUGGAGAGCGGUCUUGCAGUUUCAUUACCAAAGUUUUUAUACAUUAUAUUUGAAUCAAUUUCAGAUGACUUGUUCAAGCAUUUCCGGAGCGACUUUUUUGAGUUUGUGUUCAAUAAUACAUAUCAUACAAUAGCUACUACAGUAUCGGAAAUUUGUGGUGGUAUAAUCAAACGUGAUCCAAAAGCUUUCAAAAAGAAUGCUCGCAUUCUCAUUGAGAAAAUUAAGGAUGAAAUUCAUGAAAACGAAGCAGGAGGUUACAAAGGUGGCGUUGAUAUUGUUCCACGUGAUCAGGCACUAUUCUGGUAUUUAACGAUCUUGAACGAGAUGAUUGGGAAUGCCGGAAACCAAAUUAUUGACAUGUCAUCAGAGGUCUAUGAGUUAUCAUUCUUUUUAAUGGAAAAGGUCAAGAGUCCUGUGGUUUUCCCCUCUGCUUAUCUUGUAAACCAAGUUUUGCAGACUGUCACAAAAAUCAAAGUGAAUGAAUGCAGGUUAAUUUCUCCAGCCUAUGAACAAGAGUACGGUAUUGAUGAGAAAUGUUGGGGAGGGUUUUGGAACCAAAGCAUUAGAUUUUCGAAAGAAAAUAUCACUUUUGAUUGGUUCAUUCCUUCAGAACAAGAUGUUACCUUUGCAGUUGAUUUUUUCAAUGCUCAUGUUUCCAAAAGUUUAGAGAAUUCCAUGAGAUUGAUACAUGAAUAUGAAAAGGAAAAAAAUUCAAUUUUAAAGUCAUCCUCAGGGGUUGUGGAUGAUAUCAGACUGAUGCUUUUGUAUUUGGCUUAUUCAUUGAGUGGUGUCUCAUUUUUAUUGGAUCCAUCAUUUGAGGAAAAUAUUCCAAAAAUAAACCAUGACGGUGAAUCCAUUCAGCAAAGAUUAUUGCUUUUGAAGCAAAUUAGAGAAUUGGCUCGAGUGUCAAACCAGAGAGAAGAUUCCAUUGAUGAGGGAACUCCAGAAUAUAUGGAAAAAAUUAUAAAUGACUUGACCAAUGAGGAUUUCGACAUCCUUUCUGAAUUUGAACAAGGUGAUAAUGACUUAAGAGACAGCAAAAAACAGGAAGAAGAGAACAGAGGUAGAGAAAAAGACGAUGAGAGUAUUAUUUCGAAGCCCGCUUCACCAAGCCAAACCCCCAUGGCUAGAUUUGAAGCCAAGUCAUUUCCAUUAAGCAGAUCUGAAUCAGUUGCUCCCGCAUAUGAUGAAUCUGGAAGAGCAACACCACAAAUCAAUGGUGUCCAUAUGUCAAGUAUGAACCCUGCAAUAACUUUCAGAGAGAAGAGUUUGUACACAUCAAACUAUUUUUUUGGUACAGGUCUGGAAAAUAGGAAAUUUGCUGAUUUAUAUUCCAAAGUCCACAAAACAAGAGAAUUGAUCGGGAAGAGUUUACACGUCAUAUACAAAUUCUUAAUGGAGAACUUCCCCGAUAAUACCAAAAUUUUCAAAGACUUUUUGUUUGUUAUUGGCAUUUGGUUUUCAGAUAUGGGCCGUGAAAGAGCACUUGAUGCAAGUCAUGCAAAGAUAAAUUAUGGAUAUGUUAGUUAUCUUCAAACUAUCAAUAGAGUUAGAAAACCAUUUACCAGAAUUGCCAUUGGAGCUAGAUUGGAGUUGUACCAUCUGUUUAGAGUUGCAUUGCAUGCAACCUCACGCACUGAAACAAGCUUAGAUAAGCUCUUAUUGGAAGACGUGGUGAAACUUUCUGUGUCUACCUAUUCUAACAUAUCUGCUAAUGCUCAAAGUAUAUUGGUUGAUGCAAUGAAAAGAUUAAAUGGCUCUUAUAGUCUUAUUAUUAAGUCGGCAUUCAAGCACUUGGCCAAAGCAUUAGAAAUGGACGAUCACCAGAGAAUAGAGAGCGGGUUAAGCAUCUUUGCCAUCAAGAAGAUUAGAGCCAGAUUGCAAACUGAUUUCUAUAAUAUAUACAGGUAUGUGGAUUUGUUGUACCGUUGCUUGAAUGUUGACAACCAAAACGUUUACAGUUCUGCGUACGUCUUGUACUCCAAUGUACGCAAAGGAUUGACACCACCAAGCAGUGUUUGUUUACUUAAUGAAAGUGCAAUUGAUUCUAUUAGACCACCUGACCAGUUUAUUGACUUGGAGAUAAAAGCUGUAAAAUUGGCCAAGGAAAACAAGAGAAAGAUUUACUUUGAAAAACUUGAAAAAUUGCAAGAGAAAAUAUUGGCAGACGAAAGCACUAAUGGACACUGGAAGAUCACUGUACUGAGCUUGGAGUUGUUGCUGAACUUGCAGUCAUAUUUGGAAAUACCGACGAGAUUAGACAUUUUACUUUUAUUCCACAAAGAGGCAGCACUGGAUCAUCCUUUAAUUUCAAGAAAAGCUUUACAAGGUAUUAGUGGAGUUGUCAACAAGCUUUGUACCUUGACCAAAUAUAACUACGACAUCAAACUGAUGUACGAUUUGAACUUUGUUUCUCCUCAUUUAACAAUCGUGGACACCAGACCUGACCAUGGAGUUUCCUAUAAGGCAAAGUGGCAAGAAGAAUUACAAAAUACAGAGUAUCCAAAUUAUUACAUUGAUUACAAGCCAAGUGUAGGUUGGUUAUUCUGGAAGGACUCUCUUUUAGCAGUGAAUCCUGCACCAUUCUACAAACUUGAUUUGAAUCCUUCAGAUUUAGAGACAUUGAAAACAUUUUCAGAAUUUAUUAGCAAAGACUGGGUUUUAAAAAUAGUGAAGUUAUGGGUGACUGACGCGGAGGUUAAUUCAUCUUUUCAAGUAAUGGACGUGUUUGUUAUUGCGGCAUUGGUGGUUUUAGUUUCUAAUGCCUACACCAAGAAUUUUUCAUUCCAUGAUUUAGUAAGUAUUAUUGAUGAGAUUUAUGUCCCAGAUGAAAAAAGUGCCCACAUAAUCACUGCUCAAUUAAUCAUAGGUAUUUUAUUUGGGUCGAAGACAAUGUCACCGGAAUUUUGGGAAGAAAGAGAUGAAUAUGUCAGCAAGUACUUGAAGAGAAUUUUGAAUGAAGAUUUAUCUCCUGAUAAUCAAGGUAUUUGGCAUGUUUUUUCAGCUUUUCUUCCGGGGCAUACCGAUGUUAGAAGAUUCCCCAAAGUGAUAGAUGUGAUUCUCAAUUUCCAGUUAGACCCUAAUUCAGACACCGCUUUCAAAGAUUCUACUAGAAUUGCAUAUAUGAGAGGAGUCAUCGGUUCGAUUUCGUGGCGUCUUGGAAAUUCAGAUAAAGUUUUAGAGUUUUGUAUGAAAAAUAUCAACAACAGGUAUGCCGCAGUGAGAUCACAAAUUGGUAAUUUGAUGGCAGUAUUGUCAUUCAAUUAUUAUGUCGAAUCAAUAUCCGAUAGUAAGACAUUUAUUCAGAACUGUAACAGGAAAGAAGGUUUAAUGUUGUAUGAUGGACGUGAUAAGUGCAAGAUUGUUACAAUAAUACCUGAGUUAUUUGCCCAAAUUGAGCAUUGGAGAAAAGAAUGUCAGCAUUUGACUCCGCAAGAAAUACUCAAGACAAAUUACAUAUACACAGCCACGACCGUCUUGAUAUGGAUAAGACAAGAGUUGAAUACUAAUUUGUCCAUAAUGUUUGAAUUUUAUGUGUGCCUGCACAUUAUUCCUUUUUUGCUUGAAUUGAUAUAUUUGAGAGAGGUGUGCCAGUUGGGAAACAUUGACCCAAUUACGGUUUUGAAAAAAGUGUCGCAAAUCCCCUAUACCACUGAUUAUUUAGAGAACGUAAUCAGCAUGUUGGAGCAUUUCGCUGAAAAGGAGUUAAACCUUGUCCAAACUUUAGUAAUGGGAGAAUUUACAGAGACUGUGUAUUUCAAAAACUUAUUCAAGUUGACUAGAAACCAAAGAGAGCGUGUUUUCAAUUUAUCCAAUAAAUUGCUCAAGAAUAAGCACGCAGAAAUAAGAGAGUCAGCUGCUGAGACAUUAUCAGGCUUGAUUCAUAUAUCACCAGUAGAAGAAGUAGAAGGGUUGGUUGAAAAGUAUAGUGACCUUUAUUCUAAAGAAUUAGAUAAAGUGAGAAGGAAAUACCGAAAAACUGGUUAUAAGAAUAUGGAAAAUGAUGAUAUCAUAAAAUUGCAUGGUGCCACUUUAGGUUUAGGUGCAUUAGUACAUGCAUUUGCGUUUUCCUCACCACCACCAAAAUGGGUUCCUAAAAUAUUAACUACAUUGGCAAACAAGUCAACCGGUAUACCGGGAAUUGUUGGUAAGACUGCAAAAGAGUCCUUAGGGAAAUUCAAAAAGAACAGACAAGACAGCUGGCACAUUGACAGCAAAGUAUUUACCGAAGAACAAAUACAAGAUCUUGAAGGUGUUCUUUGGAAGAGUUAUUUUAUAUAG